AUAUGAGCUAUUUUGUUGAAAGAAAAAUAACCUUAAUCUUUAUUUUAUGCGAAUAUUAGUCACUAUAAUUAAUUCAUACAUUGAGUAUAUAUACUCACGGAAGACAACCUAAUCUGGCGGGUGGAUUUUUUUUUUCUUGAGGCAGGUGGCUAAAAAUAACAAAAAACCAAGAAAAUCCUCCUACUCCUACUCUUAGAAAGCCUGAAGUGGCAAUAAUAAAUACAGGCCCAUUGGGCGUAACUCGGAUCUGCAAACAUGAAUUAAAUAUCAAAGGCUCUUCUGGUCUCAGCGUCUCUUCUAUUCUGACAAAGGAGACAACGAUACGGACAGCGACACACAUUUCACAUAUAAAUUAUGGCAAGCGUAACUAAAAAGAUCUUAAGAAGGGAGACUAGAAACCGUCACCCUGGGCUGACGCAACAGAAAAGGCAAGAAAUCAAAGAAGCAUUUGAGCUCUUUGACACCGAUGGCUCUGGAACUAUUGAUGCCAGCGAGCUGAAUGUUGCUAUGAGGGCCCUUGGAUUUGAAAUGACAGAGGAGCAUGUUGAGCUGAUGAUUGCUGACGUGGACAAGGAUGGUAGUGGUGCAAUUGAUUUCGAUGAAUUUGUACACAUGAUGACUGCCAAGAUAGGCGAGAGAGACACUAAAGAGGAUCUCGCAAAAGCAUUUAACAUACUAGAUCAAGAUAAAAAUGGGAAAAUAUCUGCUGCUGAUAUUCAGCAAAUUGCCAAGGAGUUGGGUGAAAAUUUCACCGCAAGAGAAAUACAAGAGAUGAUAGCGGCAGCAGAUGGUGAUCGUGAUGGAGAAGUAAGUGCUGAAGAGUUUACAAGGAUGAUGAGGAAAACCAGCUUCUCAAACUAAGUUGUACAAAAUCAUAUUGUGCGUGACACAUAAACAGAUUACCAGCUUCGCAAACAGAGUUUACAAGUUGCUUGUCCUUGUCUUUUUCCCUUCUCCUAUAUCACUCUGCUCUGUCAUGUAUUGUGUGUGACACAUAAACAGAUUACUAUUUUUUUCAACUGAAUAAAUCAAAGAAAACAAAUACGAUUGAAAAUUAAAGGUAGUGGAUCCUUGCAUUUGCCCAGCUACAUUUUUGUAAAUAAAAUUUAUUGAUAAGUAAUAUAUAAGAAAGGUUUUCUUUAUGUUAUUAACACAC
Molecule: messenger RNA, 1156 nt
Organism: Solanum dulcamara
Lineage: Eukaryota; Viridiplantae; Streptophyta; Magnoliopsida; Solanales; Solanaceae
Product: caltractin-like
Exons: 7
Coding region: 355-861 (168 amino acids)
Biological process (GO): mitotic cell cycle; centriole replication
Cellular component (GO): centriole; centrosome
Molecular function (GO): calcium ion binding
Source: RefSeq, a predicted model, not a curated record